Messenger RNA from Purpureocillium lilacinum, 2706 nucleotides. RefSeq lists its product as uncharacterized. NCBI's taxonomy places the organism in Eukaryota, Fungi, Ascomycota, Sordariomycetes, Hypocreales, Ophiocordycipitaceae. Gene Ontology annotation, cellular component: nucleus. The record is from RefSeq and is a predicted model, not a curated record. Gene Ontology annotation, molecular function: DNA-binding transcription factor activity, RNA polymerase II-specific; zinc ion binding; DNA binding. Gene Ontology annotation, biological process: regulation of DNA-templated transcription; DNA-templated transcription.
AUGGCCAACUAUGACAAAGGCCCAGCUGGCGAUGUCUCAGCAGGAGCUGCUGCACCCGAGAAGGCCCAGGAUCGGAGAGAUUCCACGGGCCAGACUGCCCCGCGCCAGCAACUGCCGUCCUUGAGCAGCCUCUUUGGACCGCCGUCGUCCUUGCGGUCGCUUCGCACGCCGACCGACCGUGACGGCGCCUACCCGGCUCACUCGCCUCUCGACAGGCCUCGGGCCUCACCUGGUGUUGGCAACAGCAGCCUCAACUCGUACUUUCCCGCAGCUACUUCGCCCCCCGUUUCACAGCCUCGCAGCACCUACGAUGUAAGGUAUGAUACGGAGAGGCAGAGCCUACACUCGCUCGCUCGCACGUUUUCUGCGCCGCGCUCGCCAAAUUAUCGCGAUCAUUCGCGCUCUGAUGUUGACGGCAGGAAGUGGUCGGUCCACCAUGAUGCGGGCCGACACGAGUAUUCCUUGGGGUCUCGCGACGUCUCGUUCCGGUCUCCUGGAGACCCGGCACGAGGUCACUUUUCUGGAUCGAAGGACUCCGGCCUCGAGUUCUCUGAGCCGAGGCCGAUUCACGGCAGCUCAAACCCGCCGCCCACUCCGAGCAGCACCGUCACGUCUGAAGGGAUGCCGUCGAAGGAUGGGUUGGGCCCUAAGAUCUGGACAGGAACCCAUUUCCUUCCACGCUUCGUGCGGGCUGCCGAGGUCCCAGGCGAGGGCAUGUGUUAUUUCUAUGACGAUGGCAGCCACUGCAAAACGGUCAUCGAUGGCGAAGCUGUGAACGCUCACUGGGGAGUGACCAAGGCGGGCAAGCCCCGCAAGAGAUUGGCAAUCGCCUGCGUCACCUGCCGGGAGAAGAAGAUCAAGUGCGACCCCGACUAUCCGCGGUGUGUUCAGUGCGAGAAGUUUGGCCGAGUCUGCAAGUUCAAGAACGCACCGAGAGGAGGACACAACACAUCUCCGUCGACGCCUCCUGCUGAGCUCGACGACGCACACCGGCUUGGUGGGCGCUCGAGACACCAUGACGGAAGGAUAUCCGAGAGCGGAUCCAGCCCUCCUGUGUCCCCUCGGGCGGAGAGCUCCCCGGAUGGUGGCUACAGCAAGCGGCUUAAAGUUGGUCCCGAGUCGUAUGUGCCCAACGGCGAACCAGUCAUGUCCUCGUCCCGGCCCCUGGACCACUCGAAGGCGACGCCGCAGCCGCUUCAUCGCCCUCCUCCCGAGAUCCUCCCUCGAAUUCCCGACGAAGUCCUUUCUCGUGCUUGGAGCACUGAUCCUUACGGGUCCGAUCCGGAGUCCAUCAGUGCCGUUCUCACUCAGUUCUUCGGGCAGGUCGACAACACCAUGAUUAUGCGUUUCUUUCCCGAGAAGAUCUUCCGAUCCUGGGUCUCUUGCCCCCCUCGCGAGAAGACGGCCGAGGACCUGAUGGUCCUCUACAGCGUGCUGGCCAUUGGUGUAGCGCUUUCGGGUGGCCCCAAGCACAUCGCCUAUGAGUACGCCCAGGUAGCGUACUUUGCGCAGAAAAUGACGACUACCGCGUGCCUGCAGCUCGUCCAAAGCCGAAUCCUCCUCGCAGUAUAUCAUAUUUCGACGUCACGACCCCGGGAAGCCGCCGAACUCAUCUCGUCUGCUGCGGCCACUGCGGCGUGCUUGCAGCUCAACCGUGAGUUGGAGAAGCCAAGGGACGAGUUGUUGUCGGCCUACCCCUUUGGGAUGAACGGCAUUGGCUACUGUGAGGCUCGACGCCGGACCAUGUGGUCUCUUUUCAUGCUGGAACGACUGAACACGCUGCUCCCCGACCGCCCGAUCAUGAUUCACGCCGAGGAUAUAUAUGUCCGGCUGCCGGCUGAUUCCGAGAGCUUUGAGAAGCAGGUCGAGGCCGUGGUACCCAUGUUUGACCCGGACGAGUCGAUCGUAUCUAAGCUUGCGGAAAAGUCCUCGGAAAUCACUGGCUACCUUAUCGAGAUGACGCACAUUUGGUCCACCUGCCAGACUGCUAUUUCCCGGCUCGCGAGUCGGACUACCGCCUCAGAAGUCGACUUGGCGAGGGCUCAAACGAUUUCGCGGAGGGCCCGCGAGUGGCACAACUCGCUGCCUUCCAGGCUGAUGUUUGGCGGCUCGAACCUGGAGUCGGCAGCCUUCUCAGGCAAAGUGGGCUCGUUCCUGACCAUGCACCUUCUGUAUCACCACACGGUAAUCGGGCUGAAUCGUUAUCACCUCGGAGCCGCUCGCCUCCCUACUGAUGGGAGAGCCAAAUACCUCCAGGAGUGUCGGGAGCAUGCCAUGGCCAUUCUCGACAUAACCAACUGCCUCGACCGUAUUCUCCGUGUUCGGCCGACGAUUCUGAGCACUCCGCCACCUGCCAUGUCAAUGGCAAUUACUGUGGCAGUGGACGUCCUGACGGCGAGCGGUUCCAUGGCGUCCAUCAACGAGCUUAUUCAAAGCAUCCGGGUCGCCAAGACUGCCGUCGACAGCAUGGGCAAGGUCUGGGAGCACUCCCUCGUCGCCAAGGAGGCCAUCGAGCAGCGGCUGCAGAAGUUGACGCAAAUCUACCACAACCAGGGCUCGCGUCCGAGCAGCCCGACGGAGGGAUAUCGGGUGGUGCAAAGCAGCGAGGAGCCUCUCGACCCGAGGCGCCUCCAGUGGCAGAUCCCCGAGCCCAUUGAGAAACCGUAUCCCAUGGAUAUGGAUAUCGUAUAUUCCACGCUUGCUUGA